AGCAGGAGUUGGGUAGACAGGAGUGGUUCCUAACAGUACCAAAAAUGUCAUUAAAAAUAAAAAAGGCAGCUGAUUGAAGAGAGUUGUCCUCAGAUUUCUCCCUUUGAGACAGCGUAACUGACUCUCUGACGGUGCCUUGUGAGCUGAAAAGGAUCAGAAAUGAAGUUCAGGGCUGCGGCGGCAGGGAGUGACGGUAUCCGGUUGACAAUGGAGAGUGCUCUGACAGCCCGUGACCGUGUGGGGGUUCAGGAUUUUGUCCUGCUAGAGAACUUCACUAGUGAAGCAGCCUUUAUUGAAAACCUACGUAAACGAUUCAAGGAGAAUCUGAUCUACACCUACAUUGGCUCAGUUCUGGUGUCAGUAAAUCCAUACAAGGAUCUGGAAAUCUACAGCAGACAACACAUGGAGCGAUACCGUGGCGUCAGUUUCUAUGAAGUGUCUCCUCACCUUUAUGCUAUUGCAGACAACUCAUACCGUUCCCUUCGGAUUGAGAGGAAGGAUCAGUGUAUCCUGAUAUCUGGGGAGAGUGGAGCUGGAAAAACUGAAGCCACCAAGAAAAUCCUACAGUACUAUGCAGUGACAUGUCCAGCCAGUGACCAAGUUGAAACAGUGAAAGAUCGCCUCCUACAGUCCAAUCCAGUCUUAGAGGCAUUUGGAAAUGCAAAAACCCUUCGGAAUGAUAACUCCAGCCGAUUUGGAAAGUACAUGGAUGUGCAGUUUGAUUACAAGGGGGCACCUGUGGGGGGUCACAUCCUGAACUACCUACUGGAGAAAUCUCGUGUUGUCCAUCAGAAUCAUGGAGAGAGGAACUUUCACAUCUUCUACCAGAUGCUAGAGGGAGGGGAAGAUGACCUACUGAGGCGUCUGGGCCUUGAGAAGAACCCACAACAGUACCAUUAUCUAGUGAAGGGUCAGUGUGCAAGGGUCAGUUCCAUCAAUGAUAAAAACGACUGGAAGGUUGUGCGAAGGGCCCUGUCAGUCAUUAACUUCAACGACAAUGAGGUAGAGGAUUUGCUGAGCAUUGUAGCUAGUGUGUUGCAUCUGGGGAAUGUGCAGUUUGCUGCCAACGAACAGGGCAAUGCUCAGGUGACCACAGAGAACCAGAUUAAAUAUCUGGCCAGGCUUCUGGGGGUUGAGGGCUCUGUGCUCCGGGAAGCACUGAUCCACAAGACGAUCAUAGCAAAAGGGGAAGAGUUGGUCAGUCCUCUGAAUCUGGAGCAGGCAGCCUAUGCACGGGAUGCUCUAGCCAAGGCAGUAUAUGGGCGCACCUUUUCCUGGCUAGUGAAUAAGAUUAACAAGUCUCUUGCCUACAAGGGGGCAGAAUGUCCAGGCUGCAGGAGUGCAACAGUUCUAGGGCUGCUUGACAUUUAUGGGUUUGAGGUUUUCCAGCACAAUAGCUUUGAGCAGUUUUGUAUUAAUUAUUGUAAUGAAAAACUGCAGCAGCUCUUCAUAGAACUCACACUAAAAUCAGAACAAGAGGAGUAUGAGUCAGAAGGCAUAGCGUGGGAACCUGUCCAGUAUUUCAAUAACAAAAUCAUUUGUGAUCUGGUGGAAGAGAAAUUCAAAGGCAUAAUUUCUAUUUUGGAUGAGGAGUGUCUGAGACCUGGGGAUGCCACAGACAUGACAUUUUUGGAGAAGCUGGAGGAAACUGUGAAGAACCAUCCUCAUUUUCUCACACAUAAGCUGGCUGACCAGAAGACUCGGAAGUCUCUAGGCCGAGAAGAGUUCCGUCUCUUGCACUAUGCUGGAGAGGUCACCUACAGUGUCACAGGUUUUCUGGAUAAAAACAAUGACCUUCUGUUUCGGAACCUGAAGGAGACCAUGUGCAGCUCGGAGAAUCCCAUCAUAAAUAAUUGUUUUGAGAGGACUGAGUUGACAGAUAAAAAGAGACCUGAAACAGUGGCAACUCAGUUUAAGAACAGUCUGUCCAAACUAAUGGAAAUUCUGAUGUCCAAGGAGCCAUCAUACAUUCGCUGCAUUAAACCUAAUGAUGCUAAACAGGCUGGUCGGUUUGAUGAAGUUCUAAUCCGACAUCAAGUGAAGUACUUAGGACUGAUGGAGAACCUGAGAGUGCGUAGAGCUGGUUUUGCUUAUCGCCGGAAAUAUGAAAUAUUCCUGCAGAGAUACAAAUCACUCUGUUCAGAAACCUGGCCCACGUGGGAAGGACGGCCCCAUGAUGGAGUGGCUGUGCUUGUGAAACAUCUAGGCUACAAACAGGAAGAGUAUAAGAUGGGCCGAACAAAGAUUUUUAUUCGUUUUCCCAAGACUUUGUUUGCAACAGAAGAUGCUUUGGAGAUACGGAAGCAGAGUCUGGCCACAAAAAUCCAGGCCACAUGGAGAGGCUUCUAUUGGCGACAGAAAUUCCUGCACAUGAAACAUUCAGCAAUAACUAUCCAGUCAUGGUGGCGUGGAACCCAGGGACGCCGAAAAGCCGCCAAGAAAAAGUGGGCAGUGGAGACAAUUAGACGGUUUAUUAAAGGUUUUAUUUACCGGAACUACCCUCGCUGUUCAGAGAAUGAAUACUUCCUAGAUUACGUUCGCUACUCCUUUUUGAUGAACCUCAAACGCAAUUUACCAAAGAAUGUUUUGGACAAAUCAUGGCCAACUCCCCCUCCAUCACUCUGCGAGGUAUCUCAGCUCUUGAGACAACUGUAUAUGCAAAACAUGGUGUGGAGCUACUGCAAGAGAAUCAGCCCAGAAUGGAAACAGCAGUUAGAUCAGAAAGUGGUUGCAAGUGAGAUGUUUAAGGGUAAAAAAGACAAUUAUCCUCAGAGUGUUCCCAGACUCUUCAUCAACACUCGACUUGGCACUGAAGAGAUAAACCCUAAAGUCCUUCAGGUUUUAGGAAAUGAAACAAUCAAGUAUGCAGUUCCCGUGGUCAAGUAUGACCGGAAAGGAUACAAGGCAAGAGUGCGGCAGCUACUUCUCACUCAGAAUGCCAUCUUCAUUGUUGAAGAAGCCAAAAUCAAACAACGAAUUGACUAUGCCAAUCUGACAGGAAUCUCAGUCAGCAGCUUGAGUGACAGUUUGUUUGUGCUUCAUGUGCGCUGUGAGGAUAACAAACAGAAGGGAGAUGUUGUACUACAAAGUGAUCAUGUCAUUGAGACACUAACCAAAACUGCCAUGAGUGCUGACAAAAUCGAUAAUGUCAACGUCAGUCAAGGCAGCAUAAAAUUUACAACUGGGCAAGGCAAAGAAGGAAUAAUUGACUUUACUUCAGGAUCUGAACUGCUCAUAGCCAAAGCCAAAAAUGGCCACCUUGCUGUGGUUGCUCCUCGUUUGAAUUCUCGAUGAUAAAAUUUGUCAGCAGGACAGGAUCUGUUCCGUCGGCAGUCUGGAUUGCCUUUUAUACCAGUGGCUGGACGUACUUCCCUGCAGUUGUGUUUUUUUGCCGCUUUGCUUGUUUCCUUUAAUAGUUACCAAAGAACUGCACUUCCAUAAACCAAAGUGAAAACAAAAGAAUAUAAUCUGAAACGACCAACAAAAGAGAAAAAAAAAGCACUUUCUCUUACUGAGCUGGGGCUCGUAAGUGUCAUGAACAUGGCUGGGCUCAGUGGGAGUCAAGGUUGUUGUUGAUGCAGACACCAAGGCCUGAAGUGAAAUUACUGUCAUGAUAUGUACAAAAGCAUGAUCCUAAGAGACACAAAGUGGCAGAUCUGUAUUGUCCAACUCAAUAAAGUGCCAUACUUUA
Messenger RNA from Chelonoidis abingdonii (Abingdon island giant tortoise), 3691 nucleotides. RefSeq names its product myosin IC (gene MYO1C). Gene Ontology annotation, cellular component: microvillus; plasma membrane; cytoplasm. NCBI's taxonomy places the organism in Eukaryota, Metazoa, Chordata, Testudines, Testudinidae. Gene Ontology annotation, biological process: endocytosis; actin filament-based movement; actin filament organization. Gene Ontology annotation, molecular function: microfilament motor activity; actin filament binding; ATP binding. The record is from RefSeq and is a predicted model, not a curated record.